AGACCUGUUAUCGACCCCAAUGUUUCUUCCUUUCACAAUCUAAACUUGUUGAAGCUUCAUCUUCUGAACCUACCCUUCAAAACCGAAAAGUUCUCCGACAGAGACAAAGGGAACGAGAAAGAGAAAGGUCGGAGCAGGAGAAGAAUGUGGCACAUGUUGGUGUUGGACGAGGAACAGAAGGAACUGGGUCGGCGACAAGCUCCAGGAUCAUGCCCUUAUUGUGAUGGCAAGGUUGAAGCCAUGGAUGUUGAGAUCCAGUGGAAAUUUUGCUUCUUGCCCAUGUGCUUCAAGAUCAAGAGGAAGUUCUUCUGCACUUCUUGUGCCAGACGUUUAGAAUUAUACUUUUGAACCACUUCUUAUUAUUCUUAUUAUCAUCAUCAUCAUUUUAUAUAUAUAACCCUCAAGCUUCUGUUUUCCCUUGUUGAAUAUUCUGAGAUUUUGACCAAGGUUUUCAUAUGUAAAUGGAUUUAUCUAUGUUUAAUUGUGUACCCUUUUCCCCCUUCUUCUUGUAAACUGAUCUUGAUCCUGUUGAGCAAUGAAAGUUCUUUUUCUUUUUCUUCUUUA
Vigna unguiculata (cowpea) is the source of this 564-nucleotide messenger RNA. RefSeq lists its product as uncharacterized. NCBI's taxonomy places the organism in Eukaryota, Viridiplantae, Streptophyta, Magnoliopsida, Fabales, Fabaceae. The record is from RefSeq and is a predicted model, not a curated record.